This is a messenger RNA of Columba livia (rock pigeon), 664 nucleotides long. RefSeq names its product ciliary microtubule inner protein 2C (gene CIMIP2C). Lineage: Eukaryota; Metazoa; Chordata; Aves; Columbiformes; Columbidae. Bases 130 to 555 code for a protein of 141 amino acids. The transcript is spliced from 4 exons. The record is from RefSeq and is a predicted model, not a curated record.
GGCGUGUGGUGGGGGUUCCGGGCUCCCCCGUUGCUGGGUGAUGGUGUUUGUGACCCGGCUGGGCCAGGCAGAAGCAAAGGGGACAGGACCGGGGGCAGCUGCAGCACAGGGACCAUCCAGAGCCCAGACAUGGCUGGGAGAGGAACCCGCCGUGAGAACGACACCAUGAGAUACCCCCUGAGCCCCCACACCAUGACAACACGGCAAGAGAGCCAGGACCUGUGUCCCUGCAUCCCGCAGCACACACGCUUCAACCUGGACGGAGGCCGAUCCCAGGAGCUGGGCAGGUUUUAUGGGCUGGUCCAGCAGCACCGCGAGUUUUACCGGGACAAGAGCGGGACGCUGUACCCUGUUCCCUACUUUGUGCUGCCCAUGAAGGAAAAGGAGAGAUGCCCUCAUCCACUUGACCUCCCACCACUCAGCGCCAAGACCCGCUGGCAUUUGCUGCGAUUGUCAUCACUGGACGUACGGACCUGCCAGACCUUCCCCUCGGGGAAGAGGGUCCCCCCCCAGGAGAGGCAGAACCGAGACGUCUAUUUUGCGUGCCGAGCCUAAGCGAUGGCACCCACCCUGCCCUCAGUGGAAACCUGCUUUGUCCAGCUGUAGGAGGAGCAAUGGGAAAAUAAAGGAGACGGAGCUGCUUGCUGUCUGGGGCUCUGUGUGC